UCCCUAUCGAAUCCUUUGAUCCUUCGCCCGUUUUAUUUUAGGUCCGCGGAUUUCCAGACUGCGAGCAAGUAAGCAAGCACAGGCCGAUACCAGACCAAACUGUCCGUACGGAUCAAAUACGGCAUCGUCGCAUCCCACCAUAAGCAACACGCCUCCACCGCUUGCUUCAAGCUCCAACGAUGAAGACACCUGCAGACAGAUGGGCAGAGCCCAGGCCGAAGCCCAAACCGUCGCCGCCGGAACGCUCGCGUGUCGUGCUUCUGGACGACAGCGUUUCCGUCUGGGGGUGGCCGUCACGUGGCGGCCUGAUCGUGCUCGAGCAGGCCACCGCCCUCGACUUCGAGAUGCUGCAGCUCGACAGCGUCAAUCUGGCCCUGGCCCGCGACGACGACCGCGCCCGCGAGGACGAGCACUGCCAGCGCCUGCUCUGGCUCGGUGCCAGGUGGUUCGACAGUCGCGAGAGGUACGGCUUCGUGUGGAACCUCUCGAGGCAACUGUCCCCUGCCAUCUCGGCCGUCGAGCGAGGCGAGCAGCCUGCGCCGACGAGGCCGGAGCGCUGGUGGGUCCGCGUCGCAUUCUCUAACGGCCAGGAUCCGCAUGGCGGUUUCUGGGUGGGCGAAUGGGACUCCCGUAUAUACGGUUCGCGAGGCGACAGGCAGGCGCCAGUACAUCUCGACGCCGCUCAAAUUGCCCUCGCGCGUAACAUGGGCGAGAAGUGCAGGAUCCUCGAGGCUCUGGGGGCCACGUACUUUGACAGUCUGGACAGCUACCGGGGAGAGGCGUGCGUGAAUGCCUGGCACCAUAAGCACACUGGGGAGUUCGGGCCCUUAGUCAUCCACGACCACCAAGGCGUCAACGGUGACGACUAGUUAGAGGCCCAACUCUCCUUUCCCACUGUAAUAGUAUAGUCGUAUAUAGGGCCAACUGCCGAGAUGGCGGGUUCUUGUUCAGGAACCCGACCUUCCGUACAGAUACACGCUCGAGCUCCUGACCUGGUUAAGAAUUGCACGAACAUCGACGGAUUAAAGAAAUUCGAAGGAUUAAAGGAUCCCAAUCCCUUUUCUGGGGCCGUGUCACGGAUUGAUACUGGAUGAUGUAAAAUCAAGGUAGUAUGUCAUGGGCCCAAACCACGAAGG
Eremomyces bilateralis CBS 781.70 is the source of this 1136-nucleotide messenger RNA. RefSeq lists its product as uncharacterized. The transcript has 2 exons. The record is from RefSeq and is a predicted model, not a curated record. Lineage: Eukaryota; Fungi; Ascomycota; Dothideomycetes; Eremomycetales; Eremomycetaceae. The coding region runs from base 180 to 869 and encodes 229 amino acids.